AUGGGAGUUCCAUCGCCUUGUCAUGCAUUUUGUCUCUGGGGUGUUCACUGCCUCCGGGCAGAGUGCCACAUCAAUAGUUUCGGCAUUGAUAGGUCUUUUCGUGAAAAACAAGAACCAAGUCCAUCAAGUCAUCGUGAAUCACAUUCAUCAAGACUUGAGGUCAAUUAUUUUUUAAGAAAGAUACUUGGGAUACUUGAAGUACAUCCCACAAUCUUAAAUUAUCAUAAUUAUCUUAAAAUAAAGUUCGUAAAAAUUACCAGUCGUAAAACCGCCAUUUCUUCGACUAAACAAGUGAGAAUACUUACACAAAACAACAAAACACUUACAAAGUUAACAACCGAGUUCAAUACAUAUGUUAUACCAAAGACGACUUUUAUUGAUCCCAAUGAUUUCAUAACCAAAUUCAAAGCUUCACAAGCAUAUACAUCGGGCAAGUCAUUUCUCCAAACUGCCCAAACUCCAAAAUCAUUGCUUUUUGUACCAACUGCCCCAAAAGCCAACGUACCGGAAGGUGGUUUCUUGGAGACUGCUAUCUCUUAUCAACGAGGUUCAAGUGUUAGCCAUUUGGAUCAAAAAACUUAUACAAAUACUCCUGAUUUCUUGAUGAGACAUUCCCUGGAACCUGGUGCUACUACUGAUAAGUUGAUUCAAUUGGGUGGUAAUUACAGCGGCGGUGCAAUCGGUCCUUUGUUACUUGACAUAAUGUCAUCAAUUGGGUAA
Entrophospora sp. SA101 is the source of this 720-nucleotide messenger RNA. The record is from the annotation of a GenBank genome assembly. Lineage: Eukaryota; Fungi; Glomeromycota; Glomeromycetes; Entrophosporales; Entrophosporaceae.